AUGUACUCCAGUGUUUCCUUGCCUCCCACAUCUGAGGCACCUAAUAGCUCUCCCAUCCUGAAGAGUAGCUCUUUCAGCUUAAGGGCUAGUUCCCCAGCGACUCCAGACAAGCAUAUUAGCGUUUUGCCGCCUCUUACAUCCAAGGCGCCUGAUAGCUCUCCCAUUUUGAAGAGCUGUGCCUCUUCCUGCUGGAAGACUGGUUUCCCAGUGACUCCAGUCAAGCCUAGAGUAUCUACUGUUGGAUCACUGUCUGGUACAUAUGAGGCGCCAGCUAGCUCUCCCAUCCUGGGAAGUAGUUCCCCCAUAUCACGUAGCUCCCCCAUUGUGAGGGGUAGCUCUCCCACCGCGAACGCUUCACCCCUCUUUACCGCCAUAUUGGAUGAGGGUAACCCCAUACUAGAUAACAAAUCCAAUUCUCACAAGAGGCCGUAUGAAUACAGCUUGCUGCCAGAUCACGAUGAACUUGUGGACCGUGAGAACUUUCCCAUGAAAAAACCCAAGCUAUUGCUCACAACCGUACGUCUCCUUUGGCGCGCUUACCUGGAUGCAGUUCAAGAACUUAUACAUCGCAUGCUCGAACUCUCUCGUAUCAGCCAUCGGACUUUCGCUGCCAAGAUGGAAUAUCAGCGCCUACGCGCUGAAGAACUAGAGCUGAUCACGUCCCUCAUGAGAGACGAAAUGGAGGAGUCCCAGGCACAUUUGAAAAGGGCCGAUCUUCAAAUAGGUUCACUCCGGAACAGCCUUCACGAUGCAGGAGUGGCAGUAAUAGGGAACAAAGGGAGAAAGGAUGCCAAGGAGAGCGGAUAUAGCAGGAUGUUCCCUAGUCACGAUGACCACGAGGUUGAUGACAGCAGGGAGCCAUACAAUUCUUCGGUUUCUUCUGGAUGCGAUGGCAGUGUUGAUGGGAAGCAGACGGCAGGUGAGGAGUCAUAUUACUAA
Molecule: messenger RNA, 939 nt
Organism: Suillus plorans
Lineage: Eukaryota; Fungi; Basidiomycota; Agaricomycetes; Boletales; Suillaceae
Exons: 4
Coding region: 1-939 (312 amino acids)
Source: RefSeq, a predicted model, not a curated record